AAAAUAUUCCACUACGGCUAUCGAGACCUAUUUUUGACAUUUAAAAUAUACAUAGGUUAUAUUUUGCUGAGUCUUCAUUGUAUUCAUGGAAAUUGCCCUUCUGUGAAAUCUUUAGAAUGCAAAAAUGCCCUGGGUAUGGAAAGCGGCAACAUUUCUGAUGGACAGAUAAGUGCCUCUUCUGAGUGGAAUACCACUCACCAUGCGGACCAGUGCCGGGUUGCUACUACCUAUUACGCCAAUCAGUGGCAUGCCACCCACUAUGCCCACCAGGGCAGACUGCAGUUCAAAGAAGACGAAGUCAGAGGGGGCGCUUGGUCAGCAGCUGAAAAUGACGUUAAUCCAUGGCUCCAGGUUGACCUGGUCAGUAAUUUUACCAGAGUAACCGGUUUAGCUACCCAAGGACGAGAUGACUAUGACUGGUGGGUCAUAGAAUACAAGUUACUGUACAGCAGUUACCAAAAUUCAGACUUCGAAAACUACAAAGAAAUGGGACACACGGUGGCGAAGGUAAAUACUCCUUUAUUAUUUUUUCUUAAUACUAGGGUCAUGUAUUAACUCUGUCAAAAUCCAGAUGAAGAUGCAUUUAAAUGUACCCUUGUAUUUUUGUUACCAUUUCUCUUUAAAAACUGAACAAGCCGAACGUCUAGUUUGGUUGGUGUCAAGUGCGGGGCAAGGGUGGGAGUGGGUAGGGCUUCUUCUCGUAUUUCGAGCAACUUUUUUUUUCCUUUCGAGCAACUGUUUGCAUUCCGAGCAAUUUCUCUAGUUAUCUUCUAAUUCUAAGAUAUAGGAGCAGCCUUUAGUGCUUAAAUUGGCCUUUCUUCCUUAUUUCGCAAUGUUUUAGUAGGCAAUUUAUGAAUUUCCUGUAAAAAAAGGAGCCAAGUCCUCCCCCCCUGGAGCAGAUAAGAUAAGAUAAAUAUAUAUAAGAUAAAACCAGCCGGGCUGCAAAGUCAGCGGUAGUAGUGGACGAAGAUUCACACUCGACUGACUUGAGUGUCUUGGAUGAAGAAGGUCAUUCAACAAUUUUAUUGGCUCAUUACAUUUUUUGGUUUUAUUGAGGGUAAAGUUAUUUAGCAACGCUGGUUACGCCGCGGAAUUGCAUAAAAAUGCUUAGAAAUCUUACAUUUGUUGUUCAAUUUGCAUAUUUUAGGAAAGGUUUUGUUUUUUCGAGCAACUUUUGAGCAACUUUCGAUACAAAAAGCAACUUUGAUUGUCCUUUGAGCAACUUUUGAGCAGCUUUUUGAGACAUUACGAGCAGCUUUUAGGAAAAUCUCGAGCAACUUUGUGGAAAGCCCUCAGAGUGGGUACUUGUCAACAAAUUGCGAAAUUAACUAAAACUUUAGAAAAAGGUCGUGUUGCCCACCAAAAUGGUUUAAGGCUAUUUAUCAAGGUUAACUUAAUGUUCCUUUUUCUUGUAUUGAGUUGGUAGCCCAACCCUUAACCACUUGGAUUGUAUCAGAAGCGUAAAAGCACUGCUGGUGUUGGACUGUGUGUGUGGUCGACUGUGCUUUCGCGGUAUAACGUUCGGCACACAGUAAGCUUUCUAAGAAGCUCCCACAUCUCUUUUAAGCAUUAUCUCUAAUAUAAUUAUCUUAAUUAAGUAAGCUUCCCUCUCAUUUGCGUACGGUACGAGGACAGCUAGGAAUAAUGUCACUGUCGUUAAUACUCCAAGGAAUGAAUUAAAUUUAUCAUGGUUGUCACUCCUGACCAGUUUUUGGUCUGUUUGCUACGCUGGUUGAAAAUACAAACUAUACUUCCAAAAUAGAAAAAUCACCACCAACGUUUUCCAAAACCAGUUACCAUAAUGCACGCAGAAACUAUAACGACAUUAAAAAAGACUUUAUUCAGAGACUUAAAGGAAGGUAACCAUUAAACACUUCAAGGUAAUCCAGGGCAGUCUUGGCUUCUGUUUUUCAAGCUGUGGAUUCCGGAUUCCAAGUACUCAAUUGGGGAUUCCUUGUCGGUGGAACUUGGAUUCCUAUUCCAAUCGUUAGCGGAUUGUUUUAGCUGAAUUCCCACAAAUAUAGGAAAUACCAAUGGAAUAAUGAACCUCUCUCUGAUAUCAUGGAUCUUAUUUAUUUGCAGGUAUUUGCUGGAAACAAUGACCGUAACACUGCUGUUCGUCAUAACCUGACCAAGCUUAUUACGAGUCGUUACAUUCGUUUGAAGCCGACAAAAUGGCACAACCACAUAUCAGUGAGACUAGAGCUGUAUGGUUGUUAUGGUAAGAAUGCCUCUUGUCAUUGCUAA
This is a messenger RNA of Porites evermanni, 2247 nucleotides long. Lineage: Eukaryota; Metazoa; Cnidaria; Anthozoa; Scleractinia; Poritidae. The record is from the annotation of a GenBank genome assembly.